CCAAGCUCAGAAAAUUCUUGGCUUACCGGGGGCAGGGAAUGGGGCUUCUUGAAUGGAAGAAGCUAUUUUCCUCUUUUACACAGACUUUGGGUAAUUCCACUCCCUUUUCUCUGCCAAGCUUUAUCUUUGCCUAAGAAUUCGCACCAGUCCCCAGGGCCCCCUACACAGCUGCAGCUGUUUCUCUCUUCAUUGAUGGGCCGAGAUGCGGCUGCUCCUGUUCGUGCCCCUGCUGCUGGCCCCGGCGCCCGGGUCCUUGGCUCCCAAGGUGAGGCGACAGAGUGACACCUGGGGCCCCUGGGGCACCUGGAGCCCCUGCAGCCGGACCUGCGGAGUGGGCAUCAGCUUCCGGGAGCACCCCUGCUUCUCCCAGAGGAGAGAUGGAGGCUCCAGCUGCGUGGGCCCCGCCCGGAGCCACCGCUCUUGCCACACGGAGAGCUGCCCCGCGGGCACCAGGGACUUCCGGGCUGAGCAGUGUUCCCAGUUUGACGGCCAGGACUUCCAGGGAAGGCGGUACAAGUGGCUGCCCUACUAUGGAGCCCCGAACAAGUGCGAACUGAACUGCAUUCCCAAGGGGGAGAACUUCUACUUCAAGCACAGGGAGGCUGUUGUGGACGGGACGCCCUGUGAGCCUGGCACCCGGGAUGUCUGUGUGGAUGGCAGCUGCCGGGUCGUCGGCUGUGACCACAACCUCGACUCCUCAAAGGAGGAGGACAAGUGUCUGCAGUGUGGGGGUGACGGCACGACCUGCUACCCCGUCACGGGCACCUUUGAUGCCAAUGACCUCAGCAGAGGCUACAACCAGAUCCUCAUAAUUCCCACGGGGGCCACCAGCAUCCGCGUGGAGGAGGUGGCGGCCAGCAGGAAUUUCUUGGCGGUGAAGAGCGUGCACGGCGAAUACUACCUCAAUGGUCACUGGACCAUUGGGGGCGCCUGGGCCCUGCCCGCGGCCAGCACCGUCCUGCACUACGAGCGCGGGGCCGAGGGGGACCUGGCGCCUGAGCGGCUCCUCGCUCGUGGUCCCACCUCUGAGCCCCUGGUCAUCGAGCUCCUCAGCCAGGAGCCCAACCCCGGCGUGCACUACGAGUACCACCUGGCCCUGGGCAGCCCCCGGCCCGGCUUCCGCUGGAGCCACGGCUCGUGGAGUGACUGCAGCGCCGAAUGCGGUGGAGGUCACCAGUCCCGCCCGGUGUUCUGCACCACUGACAACGAGGUAUACCCUGACCACAUGUGCCAGCAUCAGUUGCGGCCGGCUGACCGCCGCCCCUGCAGCACUCACCCCUGCCCGCAGACCAAGCGCUGGAAGACGGGGCCCUGGUCGCCCUGCUCGGCUUCCUGUGGUGGUGGCUCCCAGUCCCGCUCUGUCUACUGCAUCUCGUCUGAUGGGGCUGGCGUCCAGGAGGCCGCCGAGGAGGCAGAGUGUGCAGGCCUGCCUGGGAAGCCCCCCACCACGCGGGCUUGCCACCUGCAGCGCUGUGCAGCCUGGAGGGCAGAGCCCUGGGGAGAGUGCUCCGUCAGCUGCGGUGCUGGCGUCCGGAGGCGGAGCGUCACUUGCCGGAGUGAUGAGGGGUCUCUGCUCCAUGCUACAGCGUGCUCCUCGGAGGACCGCCCCCCCAUCACUGAACCCUGUGUGCGUGAAGACUGUCCCCCCAUCCAUGACCAGGCCUGGCAUGUGGGCGCCUGGGGCCUAUGUUCCAAGAGCUGCAGCGGGGGGACUCGGAGGCGCCAGGUCCUCUGUGCCCUCGGGCCGGCCAGCCACUGCGGGAGCCUGCAGCUGUCCAAGCCCGGGGAGGUGGAGCCCUGUAACUCACAGCCCUGCCAUCUUCCUCCAGGCCCAGGGGAGCCACUGAAAGCUUUGGAGCUCAACGGUGAUACCAUGAAAGGUCUUGAGGAGGGCAGGCAUGGCGCCUGCCUGAGGGCCAGACUGAAGUGGAGCCGGUUGGAGCGGGAGCCUGAAGUCCCCAGCAUGCAGGACGUGCACAUCAGUUCCAGGGAUCCCCGGAUGUCUUUGGGCCCUCGGGUGGCCCCCACCUCAGAUUCCAGAGACCAGUGGUGGCUCCCCCAGGAGCAACCCUCAGUCCAGGGUAAUCCCAGAGGAGCCCAGGGCCUUCACCUGCCAGGCCUAGCUCCCUCUCUGCCGCGGUCCCCACAAUGGCAGCCCCUGUGGUCUGGCUUGGCACCUCAAGACUGCAGACAGAGCCCCUAUGGGUGCUGUCCUGACGGCCACACCAUAUCUCUUGGGCCGCAGUGGCAGGGCUGCCCUGGAACCUCAUGUCAGCAGAGCAGGUACGGGUGCUGCCCCGACGGGGUGUCUGUGGCUGAGGGGCCCCAGCACGCCGGCUGCGCAGGGUCUUACAGCAGUGACAACGCCAGGCGAAGGCCGGGGUCAAGAGCAGUGGCUUCCUCGGCUCCCAUGGCCCGCCGGCCCCAGGCUCAGCAAAACGAGCCCCCUGAGUGCCGGGGCUCCCAGUUCGGCUGCUGCUAUGACGGAGUGGCCUCUGCGGCUGGCCCUCUUGGGGAAGGCUGCGGGGGCCAGCCUGGCUACGCCUACCCUGUGCGGUGCCUGCUGCCCAGCGCCCAUGGCUCCUGCGCGGACUGGGCCGCCCGCUGGUACUUCGUCCCCUCUGUGGGCCAGUGUAACCGCUUCUGGUACGGCGGGUGCCAUGGCAACGGCAAUAACUUUGCCUCUGAGGAGGAGUGCAUAAGCAGCUGCCGGGGGCCGCACGCUGGGCCCCGCCGGCCCGAGCCGGGGGCUUCUGGCCCGAGCGCCCGCGCAGACGGUGGCGGCAGCGGUCCCGGAGGCCAGCAGGAGGCCAGCUGGCCCAGGACGGGGGCCACAGUCCCGACGAAGCUCUUGCCUUCCGGUGGCCUCGGGUGGCGAGAAGACCAAGAGCUUGGGUCAAGGAAGGAGUCCCACACGCAGGCGUUUGGAGAACGGCCCUGGGGCGCGGAGCUCGGGCCCCGAGUCCCUGGCCUGGGUGGAGAUGCCCGGCGACCAGUGCCGCCCUCCCACAGCUCCCCCUACAGGGUCAGCUUGGCAGGCCCGGAGCCGUCCCUGGUGCAGGCCCCCCGGGGGCAGUUGGUGCAGCUCCUCUGCCAAGAUGACACGUCCCUGGAGCCCCACGCCAGGUGGCAGAAAGACGGGCAGCCCAUCUCCUCCGACAGGCACAAGCCGCAGCCUGAUGGCUCCCUGGUCAUCAGUCCCCUGUGGGCAGAGGAUGCUGGCAUCUACAGCUGUGGCAGCAGCCGGCCAGGCCGUGACUCUCAGAAGAUCCAGCUUCGUGUCACAGGGGCUGAUGUGGCCGUGCUGUCUGCGGCUGAGCCAAGGCACUUCCCUCAGACCAGGGACCCAGCCCAGGGCCACAGUCCUCGGGACUCCAGCCUAGUGGGGGACAGAGGAAGCCUAGGGGCCGUCUCCUCCUUGCAGCCUUGGCCCACGACCAGGCUGCUUCUGGACAGGAACCAGCCUGGGGUGGUGGACGCCCAACCAGGCCAGCGGAUCCGGUUGACCUGCCGUGCUGAGGGCUUCCCGCCCCCAGCCAUUGAGUGGCAGAGAGACGGGCAGCCCCUCUCCUCCCCCAGACACCAGCUGCAGCCCGAUGGCUCUCUGGUCAUCAACCAUGUGGUUGCGCAAGAUGGUGGCUUCUAUGCCUGUGUUGCUUUCAACGGGCGGGACCGAGACCAGAGAUGGGUCCAGCUCAGAGUUCUGGGGGAGCUGACCAUCACAGAGCUGCCCUCCACUAUGAUGGUGCCAGAAGGGGACACAGCCAGGCUGCUGUGUGUGGUGACAGGAGAAAGCGUAAACAUCAGAUGGUCCAGGAACGGGCUGCCGGUGCGGGCUGAUGGGCAUCGCAUCCACCAAUCCCCAGAUGGCACGCUGCUGAUCCACAACCUGCAGGCCAGAGAUGAGGGCUCCUACACGUGCAGUGCCUACCGUGGAAGCCAGGCAGUGAGCCGCAGCACCGAGGUGAAGCUGGUCCCACCGGCACUGCCCGCCCAGCCCAGGGCCCUCGGCAGGGAGUGUGCAGAUCAGCCUGAGCUGGCCAACUGUGAUCUGAUCCUGCAGGCCCAGCUCUGUGGCAAUGAGUACUACUCCAGCUUCUGCUGUGCUAGCUGUUCCCGCGUCCGGCCUCACGCUCAGCCUGUCUGGCGGCAGGGAUGAAGGCUAGCUGCAGCCCCAGUCCUGAAACAACUCCCGGUCCGUGGCCUCUGGCUGCCAACGGGCUCUACCCUUCAGAGAGAGAAUGGGACUCUCGGCCCGCCGCGCCUCAGCAGCCGCCGGCACCACAGGUCGCUGGCACGAGGAGUCUGCUUGGAUAAGCACACCCUUUACGGCUUCCCUCUAUCAUUUGUUAUACAGGAUCAAUUCAAUGGGUUCUAAAGCAAGCUACCAGGGUUCUCGAUUCAUUUAAAGCUGGGUGGGGAGGUGUGUGAUGGUUUCAAAGUUAACAUGUAUCUCACACAGGGCACACUCGUUCCUGCCGUGUCGGGCAAUUUUUCUCUGUUAGAACUCCCAUCUCGUCUAGGGUCAAACAGUGGUUCACUGCUUUAGUCGUCAACCUCACCCUUCCAGGCAGUGUGGCAAUCAAUCAGCUUCAACUCCCACCUAUAUGUCCAGUUAAUGGCAUGUUUGUGAAAGCUCUUGCCAAAGAGGAAUAUGGCACAUAACACUCAGUACAGGGAUCUGGGAUGGAGGAGCAGCAGCUCAUGAUGGGAGCAUGCCAGAAGUGGGGGGGGGGGGGGGCUCCUUACUUUCCUCAGGAAGCUAGUGCCCGAAGCCCUCCUCCUGAGGCCAACAUGCAGAGCCUGUUUAUGAGGAUCACCUCACCCCUGCAUCAAGCUGACCUGCUAUGUACAGUGACCAGCUGGGAGCCUCUCCUCCCCAAGCAGGAAUCUGUGAGGCAGAACCAGACUAUUAAAAACACGCAUCAGCAGGAUAAGGGAGCAAAGGAGGGGAAGGCAAUACAUUAACAACGAAGUGGUUUCAGAAAUGGUUUGAGUAGGAAGAAGUCCUCCUCCAUCUCUCAGAACCUCCAGUUCCUCGCUGCUAAACAAGAGGCCUGGAUUCAAUGAGCUUCCAGGUCCCCUUCCACUUUAACCUUCUACACAUCCUCCAGAGGACUGGCUGGACCUAAGUGACAGGUUAUUCUGGGACAUAGGCAUUACAGAGAAAGCUUUUACUACCAGCACACUGGCUGGAAAAGAGACAAACUGCAUCAUGGGUGAGUGAUACUUCUUGGUCUACCUCUCAUUCAACACAGGAAACAUGGGUUAGGGGCAGAGGUGUUUUUAUCUUUCCACUUAAAAAAAUACAGAGGAGUAUCUCCUUUCAUUUACCGUGGCUGGUUUUGCUAUACGAACUGGAAACUAAGGGCUACUUUCUCGGACUCCCCAGUUCUCGCCAACUGGCAACAUCAUUCAGAAGUAAGUCUGAGGUUAGCUAGCUCUUCUCAGAACUAGUGACAGAGUAGUGGGCUAAGUACAGGAGAGUAACACUCAAGCUAGACCAGUGGUUCUCAACCCUAUUCCAUAUUGGGAACUUGAAAAACAAA
This is a messenger RNA of Callorhinus ursinus (northern fur seal), 5549 nucleotides long. NCBI's taxonomy places the organism in Eukaryota, Metazoa, Chordata, Mammalia, Carnivora, Otariidae. The record is from RefSeq and is a predicted model, not a curated record.